AUGGAGAAGAGGCUUGAGAUCAGGAGAGAAAUGAGCAUUUAUUUGCUAGCUGCCAAUAAGGAGGUGAAGGACUCUCAUGAAUCAGCCAUGCAUGUGAAUGAAGACACCGUUUCAAGGAGGCUUGGAGCCACUAACAAAACAUGUUUGUAUUUCAUCAUCGCUACCCUUGUUGUGUUACUCGUCUUUGCGUUAGCUACCAUCAUGGUCUUAGUCGUGCAGAGGACGGCAGCUGAUCCUGCCACAGAGGGCAUUGCAAAACCUAUCAGGACAGGGAACACCUCCGAAGACUAUUUAAGAAUCCUACAGAAUGUCCCGACCAAGAGAGCUGCUGCAUACAUGAGAGUGUCCAACCCAGUAAAGAGUUCAAAACUGAGCCUGGUUGAGAAGGGUAUUUGUGAAGACAUCCAGUGCAAGAGCGAAGAGCUGGUGAUAAGGAAACCAGGCCUCUACUUGAUCUAUUGCCACUUGAACUUUCAUUUUCCCAACUGUUCAAACAGCCCCACCGACCUCAAGAUAGAGCUCCUUGUGAAUGACAAAGUUGACAGGCAAACAUUAUCCACAUGGUGCGAAUCAGAAACAUGCCAAGAAAAGACUUUUAAGACCUUGUUCCAGCUCCAUUUGACAUACCUGAGUGCGGAGGACCGAAUAUCAGUAACACUUAAUCAUCCUAAAUUCUUGAAUGAAAUUUCUCUUCCCAAUGAAAACGUUCUUGGGGUCUUGAGGUACAGCGAUGAAAUGUGA
This is a messenger RNA of Leptosomus discolor (cuckoo roller), 741 nucleotides long. The record is from RefSeq and is a predicted model, not a curated record. Lineage: Eukaryota; Metazoa; Chordata; Aves; Leptosomiformes; Leptosomidae.